AUGUCCAAGAUCAUUAAACAACAACUGAGUAUACUCAAUAGAGAUAAGGAUACAGAUGAUAAUGAUAAAAGAGUAAACAAAGUUUAUAAAUCACCUCUUGAUAUAAUAAGAGAGAAGAAGGUAGAUGAGAAUGAAGUGUUGGCUGCAAACUUGGCAUUGUUGCGAAAGAAGAUGACAAUCAAACAAAAGUCAAAGGCUGCUGAGAAGAAGAGAGAUAUAAUAGAUAAGGCUGUCAAGUGGACUGACCAAAGAGCAAAGCAACAAAAGGUCACUCUAAAGGAGAAGAAAGCAAAGAAGUUAAAGUCAACAAAGAAGGAGUCUCAAAUGUUAAGUGACUUGAUGAGAUAA
Acytostelium subglobosum LB1 is the source of this 348-nucleotide messenger RNA. RefSeq lists its product as hypothetical. Lineage: Eukaryota; Evosea; Eumycetozoa; Acytosteliales; Acytosteliaceae. The transcript is spliced from 2 exons. The record is from RefSeq and is a predicted model, not a curated record. Bases 1 to 348 code for a protein of 115 amino acids.